AUGGGUACUAAGUUGCAGUUCAGUACCGCUUUUCACCCACAGACUGACGGGCAAUCAGAAAGAACCAUCCAGACUCUGGAGGACAUGUUGAGGUCCUGUGUGUUGCAGCUGAAGGAUGCAUGGGAUGCUCAUCUUGCCUUGAUAGAAUUUGCUUAUAACAACAGUUAUCAUUUUAGUAUUGAGAUGGCUCCAUAUGAGGCGUUGUAUAAGAGGCAGUGUAGGACUCCUAUUUGUUGGAAUGAAGUAGGUGAUAAGAAAUUGGAAAAAGUGGAUAGUAUCCGAGCAACAACCGAGAAGGUGAAGAUGAUAAAAGAGAAGUUGAAAACCGCACAAGACCGACAUAAGAGUUAUGCAGAUAAUAGGUCCAAGGAUCUUGAGUUUGCAGUUAGGGAUUUGGGAAACGCGGGAAGUUAA
Molecule: messenger RNA, 414 nt
Organism: Prunus armeniaca (apricot)
Lineage: Eukaryota; Viridiplantae; Streptophyta; Magnoliopsida; Rosales; Rosaceae
Source: the annotation of a GenBank genome assembly